GGGAGGAGCAAACAGUAUGAACCUGAGUGUUGUAGCUGCCUGCUGCAGCUCCAGAGCCGCACUGACUUUAACUGCAGGAAGCAAACCUCGUGUCUCCUGCAACAGCCUGCAGUCAGUUUGGUGUCCUGACUUUCACUGGAAGAACCAACAUUUGGUCUGAAAACAGCCGCUGGAGAGUGAAGCUGCGCAGUAACUCUUCCUAACUUCACCUCUGUCUGCUCCUCGCGUCUUUGGAAAGUCGGAAAGGACAGACAGGGAGGAAAAGAGCAGGAAAAACAGCUCUAAAAAAAGCAUGUUUACCUUCAUGUGUCUCCUCCUUCUUCCACAUGUGUUGCUCUCCUCGACAAAGGUGGCAGUGAUCUCUCCGCAGGAUCCCGUCCUGCGUAUCGGCUCCAGCCUGACAGCCAGGUGUGCGCUGAGCCCUGAACUCGGCCUCCACGCCAGCACGUUGUACUGGACGCUGAACGGGAUGCGUCUGUCCAGCAGCACCUACAGCGUGGUGAGCUCUGACAUCUUGAGCGUCACCCUUCACAGCCUCAACGGCUCCCAGCAGCAGUCUGGAGACAACCUGGUGUGUCACGGAGCAGAUGGACACGUCCUGGCCGGUUCUUGUCUCUAUGUGGGCAUGCCUCCAGAAAAGCCGGUCAAUUUAACGUGUUGGUCGCGCAACACAAAGGACUUGAGCUGCAAGUGGAGCCCGGGGGGGCGGGGUGAGACCCACAUCCGAACCAAGUACACCCUCAAGUACAAAUUGAGGUGGUAUGGGAGAGAAAAGGAGUGUGAAAAUUACAGCACAGGGAAGCAGCGUAACUCCUGCUACAUCCCCCACAACCUCGCCCUCUUCACCCCAUAUGAGGUCUGGGUGGAGGCAGCCAAUCAGCUGGGCUCCGCCACCUCUGACAUCACCACCCUGGACAUCCUAGAUGUAGUGACCACAGACCCUCCUGCCAACGUGCAGGCGAGUCGUGUUGGCGACCUCGAGGACCAGCUGACGGUCCGCUGGGCCAGCCCCCCCGAACUCAAGGACAUCCUGUUCCAGGCCAAAUAUCAGAUUCGCUACAGACUGGAAGACAGCACCGAAUGGAAGGUGGUGGAUGAUGUUGGUAACCAAACGUCAUGUCGUCUGGCAGGCCUUCGUUCCGGGACUGUCUAUUUUGUCCAGGUGAGGUGUAACCCAGUGGGCAUCUAUGGCUCCAGGAAGGCUGGCAUCUGGAGUGACUGGAGCCACCCGACCGCUGCCUCCACACCCAGCAGUGAGCGGCUGCAGAGUGGCUCAUGUGAUCCUAAGCCCGGUGAGCAGAACUCCACCCUGCGGCGGGAACUCAAGCAGUUCUUCGGCUGGGUCCGCAAGCACGCGUCUGGCUGCAGCGGCAUGUCAAUCAAACUGUACGAUCAGUGGAGGGUGUGGCUGCAGAAAUCGCACAGAACGCGCAACCAGGUAGAUUCUACCAGACGAUAAUUCAUAGCGCAGCCACCCGGCACCUGUGUGGUGUUUUAAUUCAUGGAUAACUGGCCAUAAUGGUCCCAGUCGUGUGAGAGGUCUAACGCCCUGGCUGACGUUUGAUCAUGCAGUCUUAACUUGAGUUUAAAGGACCCAGGUGGAAGAUAACUGUGAGUGAGACAAUGCAGCCUUUUACUGUCAUUUCCACUGACCAGACGUGUUCGAUCUGUUUGCACAAACACAAAUAUUAAAGCCCACAGUAACUGCACUUUUAUUCUUUUAUUCUUAUUAAAAGUUAUGGUAACAGUUUAGACUUAAGAGAAGAUAAGUAAAUAUCAAAAUGGCAACAAAGAAUUAUGCAGGCAUCAGAAAAAAUAUAGUGUAUUUCAGUGACAGUGGGAGUUUGAAAGAUAUCUUUCAAGGUAUUUUUGUAAAGCAAUCAUUGCCUUUUAUACUCUUUUAAAACUCUAAGAAAAUGUAUCAAUAUCCCCACUUAUAUUAUUGUUAUAAACACAUUACUGUCAGCAAACAGUUCAGAGAGAAGUAAAUGAAUCACUGAUGAGCAGCUUAGACAGUAAUCAGACAUCACGUGGUCUAAAAAUGUUAUUAUGUAUCAUCCAGUUAGUAAAAUUGAGAUAUUUCUAGACUGCAGAACUACUUUGGUUGGAUCACUGAUUGAAUCCCCACAACAUAAAGUCUCACUAUAUGUAAAAUGUACAUAAUUUCCUGUAUCUAUUUGUUUUAAGACAAUUUGAUACUGUUUAUAUUUUUGUAACUGCAUAUUUAAGGAACAUUGAUUUCUCUAAGUUAUAUUCUUUGACUAUCAAUAAUGUCUGAAAAAUACUGUGUCUUGUGUAUAGA
This is a messenger RNA of Thunnus maccoyii (southern bluefin tuna), 2302 nucleotides long. It is a transcript of the gene crlf1b, whose product is annotated as cytokine receptor-like factor 1b. Gene Ontology annotation, molecular function: cytokine receptor activity; protein binding. The coding region runs from base 293 to 1459 and encodes 388 amino acids. The record is from RefSeq and is a predicted model, not a curated record. Gene Ontology annotation, biological process: cytokine-mediated signaling pathway. Gene Ontology annotation, cellular component: external side of plasma membrane. NCBI's taxonomy places the organism in Eukaryota, Metazoa, Chordata, Actinopteri, Scombriformes, Scombridae. The transcript has 8 exons.